Messenger RNA from Ruditapes philippinarum (Manila clam), 899 nucleotides. Its product is annotated as ubiquitin-like protein 7. Bases 33 to 875 code for a protein of 280 amino acids. Lineage: Eukaryota; Metazoa; Mollusca; Bivalvia; Venerida; Veneridae. Gene Ontology annotation, cellular component: cytosol. Gene Ontology annotation, molecular function: polyubiquitin modification-dependent protein binding. The transcript has 8 exons. Gene Ontology annotation, biological process: ubiquitin-dependent protein catabolic process. The record is from RefSeq and is a predicted model, not a curated record.
UCAUUUCCAUAUUACUUACAACAACAACCAAAAUGGCGUCUGUCAAAAUUUGUGACAGAAUUUCGACUGGAAAUGGAAGCAGAAAAGAGCUUAUAGGAGUAAUGUUUGACCAAGAUGUGAAAAAAUUUAAAGAGCAGAUAGCGUCAGACUUAAAAAUUGCUGAAAAUGUUUUUGAUAUUAUAUAUUGUGGCCAAUGUUUGAAGGAAGGUGUGAGUUUAGAGUCCAGUGGUGUACAUCAAGGGUCAACAGUUCAUGUUGUCUCCAAACCAGUUCAGAAUCAAAGCUCACCUGAAAAAGGUGAGAUAGCCAAUUCUGAAGUAAAACAGUUACUGGGUCUACUGCAAUCAACACUGAAGAGUCCUGCUUAUAAGUCAACAGUAGAGAGUAUAGUGAACUCCCCAGAAAAACUUCAUGAUAUUGUGAAAGAUGUUCCUGGAUUAGACAACUACCCAUCAACAUUCACUUUGUUCAUGGAUCAUGAUUUAAUGACUGUACUUGCACAUCCCGGAAAUAUAAGAAGAGUUAUCGAGGCACAUCCAUGUUUUCCUAAAGUAGCGAAGAAGAUAGUAGAGGCUGUGAAGGCUGCAGAUAGUAGCGGAGAGUUUACACACAGCACAACAGGGGCGUACUCCCUAGAUCAGAUGUCCGACGAUGAUGAGGAGAUGCCAGGACCAAGUACUGCACAAGCAAUCACAUCAUCUCAGUUGGCAGCUGCUCUUGCUGCUGCUACAGGGGGAACAACACAGGGUAACCAGAGUGAACCUAUCGGAGGAGGUGGCGGGGUCAUCUCACCAGAUUUCUUUCAACAAGCAAUAAUGGCCGCUCAGAGAGAUCCGCUAUCUGUAAGUACUGUUUCUUGCCUCAUGUCAAAUUAAAUUGAGUGAAUCAAUAGUUUAAAC